UCGGGUCCAGCUCUUGCCCGCCGCUGAUUGGUUCCGGACCCAUCUCCAGGACUCCCACCCGUCCCCCAUUGCUUCCCGACCUUCCGCGCCAACUCGGCUUGUAGCCUUGGAUAUUGGCUGCAAUUCCGGCGUAAGUCAUGCUUGAAACGUCGGCCCGGGCUUCGGCCUGGACCGGUUCGCUACGGAAGGCCCUGUGGGCUGCGGCUCAGUCCGGUCCACUCAGCACCUUCCAGCGUCAAGCUCGGGCCUGUUGGGACUCGGGCGUAGCCUUGUUGGACUGGCGAGCGGCUCCCAGCGGCGAUCACGUGGCCCACCUCCUGUGUCGGAGUGGACAAUUGGACGCUUUGCGGUUUUUGGUUGAUCUCGAUCCGGCCUUAGGAAUCAAGCUUUUUAGUGUCACUAAUAGGGAAGCCAAAGGGUUGUUGCAUGAGGCGGCCCAGUACUCGCAAACGGCCGUCAUGACUUACUUAUUAUCGGUGCCGGGGGUGGCCGUGGACGUGAUCAAACGAGGUGACUGGACCCCACUUAUGUUGGCCUGCACCAAGGCCGAGAAUGGACCCAUUGUGCAGCUAUUGCUCUCAGCGGGUGCAGAUGCCUCCCGCGUGAACAAGGACGGCUGGACCGCCUUUCAUUUAGCCAGUCGCCUAGGCGAUGUGACCAUUCCAGUGGACCAGCCGGACACGUGCGGGUCUACCCCGCUGAUGGAUAGUGCGCGCUGUGGAAUUCCGUCUCACCUGUCACUUCUCCAUGAACACGGUCAUUCGUGCCUGGCCGUGGAUACUUUUGGUCGCCAAAGUCUGCAUAUUGCGGCGCAAGCGGGUCAAGUCACCAUGGUGCGGUGGCUCGUGGCGGAGUUUGGUUUAGCCGUUGAGGGUUUAGAUAAGACAGGAAUGACGCCGUUGCACUUGGCCGUCUUAGCCAAACAGGCCAAUACAGUUCAAGCUUUGUUAGAUCUGUCGGCCCGAGUCUCUGUGGCGGAUGCCCAUGACCGCACGCCCCUAGACUUAGCUCGGGCCCUAAACUGCGAUGAUAUUGUGCAACGGUUAAUGCGAGCGGGGGCCUGACUUACAUUUGUGCUCUUUUCAG
Tigriopus californicus is the source of this 1086-nucleotide messenger RNA. RefSeq names its product ankyrin repeat domain-containing protein 16-like. Gene Ontology annotation, molecular function: protein binding. The record is from RefSeq and is a predicted model, not a curated record. The transcript is spliced from 2 exons. NCBI's taxonomy places the organism in Eukaryota, Metazoa, Arthropoda, Copepoda, Harpacticoida, Harpacticidae. Bases 138 to 1064 code for a protein of 308 amino acids.